Aaosphaeria arxii CBS 175.79 is the source of this 2282-nucleotide messenger RNA. RefSeq lists its product as uncharacterized. Bases 180 to 2249 code for a protein of 689 amino acids. The transcript has a single exon. The record is from RefSeq and is a predicted model, not a curated record. NCBI's taxonomy places the organism in Eukaryota, Fungi, Ascomycota, Dothideomycetes, Pleosporales.
UGGCUGGUGGACUAAUUUCUACUCUGUCGUUUGACUGACUCUAUCCUCUCCUCAUGGCUGGUUCCGUGGGAGAUUGGUGAUUCUCUUGCGAUUCUUCUUCUUGUCUAUUUGUUCACUCUUGCUCGUACUUUUGUUCAUCUAAUAUCAGAGUUUCCUCCUAACGGAGGCUCGUUAGCUUAAUGGUCGAUACCCAAUUCACAUUUCCCUCCACCGUCGUCCGGCGAGAGAACAGGCAGGAUGGUCGGACGGCGGAGUUUGGUCACUGGAAGAGAUAUUGCACAUUCUACGGACUGGUACUGACGACAACGCUUUCCUCUGUCUUGCUCGCUGCAGACCUCUUCAAGUGGCGCGUCACGGGCUACUUCUUCAUCCUCGCCAACAAGUAUCCAGCUUCGGUGGCUCUGACCGUCCAACUCCUCGCAGCGUUCUUUGGGCUGAUACACGUUGCGGUAAUCAGCAGACUGAUCAACUAUGCCCUGCGUCUUCGACUCAACAAGACCACAGUGACGCUGGACGCACUCCGUACCUGGGUGGAUAUGAGUCUAGCACGCGUGGACUGGGACCUCCCACUGCGAUUCUUCUUCCCCGUCAUGCUCGUCGUCUUUCUCUCCCUCGUUCCCGCCGCGCUAUGGGCCGGCUCCAUAACGCCCCUGAUCAGUCGAACGACUACGACGGGGACACUGCUUCUCCCGAGCUACGAAGAUGUCUCAUUGAUCCGCGAGUAUCCCAUGGAGAUUGGAAAAUCGGGCCCCUCGCUGCGGAACAAUAAGGGCUUCUUCACCUACUCCGUCGGUAUAGGACACCUCGGCAGCCUACUCUCUUCAGCAGCAUCGGCGUCCUCGCUCAAUUCUGUGCAUCCCAAGCUCGACAACACGCAGUUCAGCUAUCGCGGGCGCUCAUACGGGGUUGGAGCCCCCGCAGGACUAACCGAUUCACGCAUCAGUUCGAACAGACAGGUCGCGGGCUACAUCUACCAGGAGGAGGGUUACCUGACGAACAUUUCCUGCAUCUACAACGCGACCACUGACUUCACGCUCAAGGGGCCCAUGGGCGACUGGAUCUACGAGGCGUCAGGCCGAAUCCCAGACACGGUCGAGAAUCCGGAAAUGUCGAAUUACAUAGGGCACGACGGAAAGGCCAUCGUAGCGAUCGGCGUGUCCUACAGCGAGCGCUCACCCCGACGCUACCUAUCCAUCACAGCCGGCGAAUCGUACGCCUUCCUCAACAGCACGCAAUGCGAAUUCACCUUCACGCCGACCCUCUUCAACGUCACUGUCGACAUCUCCAACCUGAACAUCACCGUCCGACCCAUCGCCGACUCCACAAUUCCCGACUUCAACCCCUCGCGAAACCUCACCCGCACCGUCGUCCGGCAAUUCGAGCUCAUGUCCAACGACCUGACGAACCUGUACGUCUCGCUCCUCGGCGAGGCCUUCAACUCCAGCAUAGCCGCCUACAACAUGACGCACCUUUCCACGCCGCGGAACCCGAUCCCCGAGUCCGUCGCCACGCUCGAGGGCCUCACAAACUCCCUCGUCGCCAUGACCGACGACAUGCUCGCCGCCUACGCAUCCGCCCAGCUCAUCGUCGGCAAGAUCUUCACCCCAGCCACCUCCACUGUCCACUUGUACGCCCUGCAGUUCGGCCAGCCGGGUUACGUCUACAGCAUCUUCGUGCUGAAUCUCGUGGUCCUGGCCGCGGUGGUCGCGGAGUGGACGCGCACGAGGGGCUGGAGGGAGCUAGGGAGGUGGAAUUAUCUCGAUCCGAGGGACUUGAUCGUGGCGGCUAGUAGAGGUGGGAAGGGGUUGAGCGGCGCGGCGGAUAGGUUGGGUAUGGCCGGGAGUAUCAAUGCGACUGCUGGUGGUGGUGAUGUGGAGAACGCAGGGGUGGAUGGUAUCAAGGCGAAGAGGAGGCUGAGGAAGUUUUCGCUGCUGAGCGAUUACGAUGAGGGGAAUGGGCAGCUGCCUGUCUGUCUGAGGGGCGAUGCCGAUGGUCAUGUUUCCAUCGUCCUGGCGGGCGAGUAUGCGGAAGAUAGGGGGAGGAGAAGUGCUUCAUCACCUGGCAGUGACGAAGGAGGGAAUGGCAAUCGCCCCCGGAGGUUAGAUGUAAGCGAUGCCGCUUCCUUCUACACCAUCGAUGAGAAGAGCGCGAAGUUGGAUGGUGAGUUUCCGAGGGAAGGGCCGCCGAGGGAUUGGUUGAUGAAGACGAAGAAGACCAAUAAUAAAGGACUGUUCGGCUGGCUCUGGUAGUUAUUAAUGAUGGCGAGGGAUGUGAGCGAAGGC